Messenger RNA from Daldinia childiae, 1113 nucleotides. Its product is annotated as L-arabinitol 4-dehydrogenase. Gene Ontology annotation, biological process: D-sorbitol catabolic process. Gene Ontology annotation, molecular function: L-iditol 2-dehydrogenase (NAD+) activity. The transcript is spliced from 2 exons. The coding region runs from base 1 to 1113 and encodes 370 amino acids. Lineage: Eukaryota; Fungi; Ascomycota; Sordariomycetes; Xylariales; Hypoxylaceae. The record is from RefSeq and is a predicted model, not a curated record.
AUGAGCUCAACUACAGUUGAGACUGUCGUGAAGCCUUCCAAGGCAAACAUUGCUGUCUUCACGAAUCCCGCCCACAAGCUAUGGAUCAACGAGGCAGAACCAACAGUGGAGGAUGUGCAGAAGGGAGAGAGCCUAAAACACGGUGAAGUCACUGUUGCUAUCAAGAGCACUGGGAUAUGUGGCUCCGACGUCCACUUCUGGCACGCAGGAUGCAUCGGACCUAUGAUCGUGGAGGGAGAUCAUAUCCUGGGACACGAAUCCGCUGGCCAGGUUAUCGCGGUACAUCCGUCGGUGACACACCUAAAAGUUGGAGAUCGAGUCGCGAUAGAACCGAACAUCAUUUGCAACGAAUGCGAGCCUUGCCUAACGGGUCGUUACAACGGUUGCGAGAAGGUCCUAUUCCUAUCGACACCCCCGGUUCCGGGCCUAUUAAGGAGAUACGUAAAUCACCCAGCUAUCUGGUGUCACAAGAUUGGAAAUAUGUCAUACGAAAACGGAGCGAUGUUAGAGCCUCUCAGCGUUGCACUGGCUGGUAUGCAAAGAGCCGGUGUUAAUCUUGGUGACCCGGUACUGGUCUGCGGUGCUGGACCGAUCGGAUUAAUCACAUUGCUGUGCUGUCAAGCUGCUGGCGCUUGCCCUCUAGUCAUCACAGACAUUGAUGAAGGACGAUUGAAAUUCGCCAAGGAGAUCUGCCCGUCAGUCAUAACGCACAAAGUAGAGAGGGCGAGUGCCGAAGAUUCGGCUAAGAAAAUAAUAGAAUCUUUCGGUGGCAUCGAACCAUCACUGGCUAUUGAAUGCACUGGAGUGGAGAGCAGCAUAGCAUCGGCCGUUUGGGCUGUUAAAUUCGGAGGCAAGGUAUUCAUCACCGGUGUUGGAAAGAACGAAAUCAACUUCCCCUUUAUGCGAGCCAGCACUCGAGAAGUUGACGUAGAGUUCCAAUACCGAUACUGCAACACAUGGCCUCGAGCUAUUCGCUUGGUCGAGAAUGGCGUAGUAGACCUCUCAAAGCUUGUUACUCAUCGAUUCAAGCUUGAAGACGCUCUUGACGCCUUCAACACGGCAGCAGAUCCCAAGACGGGAGCCAUUAAAGUUCAAAUUCAAAGCCUUGAUUAG